Plasmodium cynomolgi strain B is the source of this 549-nucleotide messenger RNA. RefSeq names its product VIR-like CYIR protein. The record is from RefSeq and is a predicted model, not a curated record. The transcript is spliced from 2 exons. Lineage: Eukaryota; Apicomplexa; Aconoidasida; Haemosporida; Plasmodiidae. The coding region runs from base 1 to 549 and encodes 182 amino acids.
AUGUUAGUAAGAAAUUUAUACGAAAUAAAGAAGAAGAAUGAUAAGAAAAAUAGUUGUGGAUAUUUAUACUAUUGGAUAUAUGAGAAUGUAUGGGGGCUGUUUGGUAAUAAUUGGAAUAAAAUACAUGGAAAAGAGCCUAUUCUUGCCCUUUUUGAUACAGGUUAUAAAAUUAUUAAUGAAUUAAAAAUUAAUGAAUGCUUCUAUGACUAUGAUACUGAAAUUAGUUUAGAAGAGUUGAGAGAAAAAAAGGAUUUGUUCGAUUAUUUUAAUAAUUAUAAUAAUAUUGAUGCAUAUGUUAAUUCUGAAGAAACAGGAAAAGAAAAGUAUUGUAAAUACUUUACCUACAUUAAGAAAAUAUAUAGAAAAUAUAUAAAGAAAUGCUGUAUAUAUUACGAUCAUUAUAGCUAUAUGAAUACCUGUUCUGAUUAUUUUAGAAUAUAUUAUCCGAAUGAUUUUUUAUGUAAAUUAAAUUGUCCAGUGGACGAAUUACAUCAUGACUCAAAUAAAGCAGUAAAAAGUUUUUUAUUUUUCAGUAUAAAUAUUUCAUAA